Messenger RNA from Nomascus leucogenys (northern white-cheeked gibbon), 1233 nucleotides. It is a transcript of the gene SIT1, whose product is annotated as signaling threshold regulating transmembrane adaptor 1. The record is from RefSeq and is a predicted model, not a curated record. Gene Ontology annotation, biological process: regulation of T cell activation; signal transduction; T cell homeostasis. Lineage: Eukaryota; Metazoa; Chordata; Mammalia; Primates; Hylobatidae. Gene Ontology annotation, cellular component: plasma membrane. Gene Ontology annotation, molecular function: kinase binding.
UUGCCACCACCAGUAUUGGGGAUGCUGAGCUGUGGGGUACAGGCCUGAGGAGGGGUGGGAGUAAGAAGGGCUGUGGAAACUGGCAGGCCAUGAACCAAGCUGACCCUCGGCUCAGAGCAGUGUGCUUGUGGGCGCUCACAUCAGCAGCCAUGAGCAGAGGCGACAACUGCACGGAUCUAAUCGCACUGGGAAUCCCCUCCAUAACCCAGGCCUGGGGACUAUGGGUCCUCUUAGGGGCUGUGACGCUGCUAUUUCUCAUCUCACUGGCUGCACACUUGUCCCAGUGGACCAGGGGCCGGAACAGGAGCCAUCUGGGGCAGGGACGCUCUGGAGAGUCUGUGGAAGAGGUCCCGCUGUAUGGGAACCUGCAUUAUCUACAGACAGGACGUCUGUCUCAAGACCCAGAGCCAGACCAGCAGGAUCCAACUCCUGGAGGCCCUGCCAGGGCUGCAGAGGAGGUGAUGUGCUAUACCAGCCUGCAGCUGCGGCCUCCUCAGGGUCGGAUCCCUGGCCCUGGAACCCCCAUCAAGUACUCGGAGGUGGUGCUGGACUCUGAGCCAAAGUCCCAGGCCUCGGGCCCUGAGCCAGAGCUCUAUGCCUCAGUAUGUGCCCAGACCCGCAGGGCCCGGGCCUCCUUCCCCGAUCAGGCCUAUGCCAACAGCCAGCCUGCAGCCAGCUGAGAUGGAGGGCCUGGCACAGUGGGGCAUGCACUGCCCCAGCCCCCCGUAGCAGGGGCAUGACUGUUUCCCAACCAGCACCCAAAGACGGACGCCAUUGCCAAGUCACAGGAUGUGAUCUACCCCGGACUUCCUAUCUGAGCUUCAAGGGAGACAUCUCAGGGCAAAGCUUUCGUGAUGGAGGAGGCAAAGACAGUAGCCCUCUCCUCAUUUCUUUUUUCUAUCUGUUCCUCUUAGCCCCCAAACUCCCAGGUUCUCACUUCCCUCUUCUGGAGUUUAACCAGAUCCUCCCCACCCCCGCUCCCUCAUAGUCUACCCCCACGCCUCAGUGUCUCCUCAGGCACAGGAAGUGGGCGGUGGGGGAGGGGUAAGGGCCUGACAGUGGGUGGGUGGGUAUAUUCCUCGGGAGUCCACAGACUGGAGCGGACCUGGAACUUAGAGACCUGAGGGACCCGAGCCUGGCUUUUGACCUAAGAACCCUAGCAGGAGAAUACAGUCUCCAUCCUGCUGUCUCUGUCCUGUCCCCAAGUUUUCAAAUAAAACUUUCCAAAAAGUG